This is a messenger RNA of Serpula lacrymans var. lacrymans S7.9, 3390 nucleotides long. RefSeq lists its product as uncharacterized. The coding region runs from base 1 to 3390 and encodes 1129 amino acids. The transcript is spliced from 9 exons. Lineage: Eukaryota; Fungi; Basidiomycota; Agaricomycetes; Boletales; Serpulaceae. The record is from RefSeq and is a predicted model, not a curated record.
AUGGCGUUAGGAAGCAAGGAAGGCGCAGAAGAUGAAGGCGUCAGUGGCACACAGGCCAAGAUUCUUGCAUCUACACUAGCAUCAAGCCAACCGAGUCACUCGCUACCAGAGACACGAUUACCGGGCGAAGACUACCCUCCGGUGGAAUCAUCAAGGACCAAAGAGUCAGAUGACUGCAAUUGUCGUGCGUUAAAGUUAUUAUCUUCGAUUAACUCCGAGCUGGACCGCCGUUCUCGAUCACUACCAAACAAAAUUGCCAAGCUCGACUUUGGGAACCCUGGAACUUUCGUUCGCCAUGCUCCCAAAAAGCUGCCCAAUGCCACUGCAAAUGAGGCCUUCAUACUUCAAGAGAGCUGGUUAAGCGAGACGGUUCAGUCUCUCAUUGAUCUUGGCCAGAGCGGGAACAAGGAUGUGGAAGGACAGCGGUUAGGUUUACUUCGAGAAGUUACUGCAGAGUACCAACGCCUAGAAGAUGUCAAACAGCAGCAAUGGCUUGUUUUCAAGGCUCGCCAUGAGCUUCUCGAGCAGAUGUCAGAGGCAGAUGGGCCACUUCUGUUGUCAACCGAACGAUACUUUAGACAGUCCUGCAUGCCACCUCUAUUGCUAGCAACUAUCUUUCUUGCUGUCGUCCUGCAUAUUAUGGGAGGCAUAGCCUGGCCUGAUUCUCACUUCACUUUGGCGGCUCUACGUGUCAUUAUUGCAGGUUCUUUUGCAUUUAUGCGAUCUGCGCAGGGCCUACCGAGCAAGUUGUCCAAAGAAGAACUGGAAUUAUUGGACGAUUUACCUAAGGAUAUUCGUACGGCUCUCAAUAGAUUUGAUUUAGCGCCUGAUAUCGUGGAGUACGCUUGCUGUCCUGCUUGUUUUUCAACUUACAAGCCAGAUAAAUCACUACCUACACUCUAUCCUCAGCACUGCACAUAUUGCGAGACUCCGAGUGACGAUGUUUGUGGAGAGCCACUACUUACAUCACAAGUCAAAGUAGGCGGUACUUCAUUAAACAACGACGCUGGCCCGAAGCCUUUCAAAGUCUUUGCAUACCAACCUCUUUCCUCUUGGUUGGCCCGUUUGUUUUCGCGCCCAGAUCUUGAGACUUACAUGGAUUCAGUGUGGGAUCCAGCCACAUCUGGUGACGAAUGGAGGGAUAUCUGGGAUGCCACUGCAUUGCAUGAACUCAAAGGUCCUGAUGGUAAACCUUAUGCCGUCAAACCGCCUGGAGCCGCACAUCUCGUAUUCAGCCUGUUUGUCGACUGGUUUAAUCCCUAUGGCAAUAAGAAGGCUGGCAAAUACAAGCUUGAAAAUGUAUACCUUGUUGGCUUGAUUCCUGGGCCCCAUGAACCGAAACUCCAUCAUAUGAACAAUAUCCUCCGACCUCUUGUCAACGACCUUCCACAGCUCUGGGAGCAUGGUAUUUUACUCGGACGCACAUGGUCAAAACCGUUUGGACGCCUUGUUCGUUGUGCCUUGGGACCCCUCAUUUGUGAUUUGCCCGCCUUACACAAAAGAGCCGGUUUUGCAAGCUAUAGUGCCGAAGCCUUUUGCUCUUUUUGUCAGCUGCCGGAAAAUGAGAUAACCAAUUUGAAUAAGGCAACUUGGCCUAGACGUAGCUGGAAAGAUCAUCUGCGCCAAGCAGAUGAUUGGAAAAACGCUAGGACGCAGGAUGCGAGGGAGAAGGUGUUUGCUCGCUGGGGUCUGCGUUGGUCCGAACUCCUUUGUCUACCCUACUGGGAUGUGACGAAAUUUACCGUGCUAGAUGCCAUGCAUAACCUGUUUUUAGGUGAAUUUCAGCAUCACUGUAGGCAGGUGUGGGGUAUCGAUAUCAAAAGCGGUGAAAAGAACCCCAAGAAGAUGAAACCUCAUAGCCCAGAGCAACAGGCAAUCGAAAUCGAGAAGGGUAGACGAGGUAUCGAGAAGCUGUCAUCAAAUACUUUGAAACAGCUGCGUAAAGGCUAUGUGAUGGCAUUUGCUAUCCUCAAUGAAGUCGUAGUAGAGGGAAGUUCGUUCACAAAAACAGCAUAUAUAAAUGCCCUGUUAAACUGGUACCGUGAAAAUCCAGGCAGAAAUAUUUGUAUACCAACAGUGCUGAAUGAUGCAAUAACCAACUUUGUAUUGCAAGGAAUGGAACAUCCGGACGUGUCCAAGUUCUGCCUCCUCUCCAAGGAGCACCUAAACAAGAUCCAGGCAGAUAUAAAAAACACAUCAUACCCGUCAUGGAUGGUUCGGCCACCCCAUAAUUUCGGAAGUCCCAGUCACGGAAAGCUGAAGGCAGACCAGUGGCGUACUGUAUGUACUGUGAGCCUUGUCCUGUCUCUCGUGCCAAUGUGGGGGAGUGCUACUUCGACCGACAAGGAGAAGCUCCUCCUGCAUAACUUCAUUGAUCUUGUAAUAGCGGUUGAAAUCUCUGUCAAACGCUCGACAUCCCCUGCCCGAAUCGCAUUAUACAACUUCCACAUGACUCGCUACCUCAAGACUCUCCGUGAGCUCUUUGCCGACCAUCAGCUGCAACCAAACCACCACCUCUCGCUCCACCUUGAUGAAUGCCUGUCAUUAUUCGGCCCCGUCCACAGUUGGUGGGCUUUUCCAUUUGAGCGCUACAAUGGGAUCAUUCGUGACCUAAACUCCAAUCAAAAACCAGGAGAAAUGGAGAAAAGCUUCCUAAAAUAUUUCUGUAUAGGAGCAAAUCUAAGGGCAUUUGCAUCCCGCAUCAAAUUUCCACAGACUGAACUUUAUGAUUUGAUGAUGAAGUCUUUUCACCGAGCUUUCAUCGAGCCUAACAGCUCCCUUCUCAGCGAUUUCCUCAGCUAUGAAACAACCUCAACGUCUAGUACAGCUUACUCGAUGGAAUUAUCUGAAGAUGUAUACAAAGCUUUAUUGGACAGACUCAAUGCCGGAUCUUCACCACAUCAAUUACAAUUUAUACGAUGGGAUAGUGAUGUCAAGGGUACCAACACAUACCUUCUAGAUCACAAGGCUCAAUCCAUCAAAAGUGUGAAAUUGGAUGGGGUUUCAUUCUCGAUUCCGAAGAGUUCUCUCGGGAACUCCUUUGUGCUGUUCAAAUCUCUGACAGUCGCUGGAGCCAUUACCGCUGGACAAAUAUGCCAGAUAUUUGUACAUCACCGUGUUGCAGCCAUGGACCACUCAACCGAUGAAACAUUUCUUGUAGUUCAAGAAUAUGAAAGCCUUUCUCCAUCAGACAAGGAUAAGGAUCCCUUCCUCGCCUUCGAGAACCUGGGUGCCCAAUUAUAUUACAAUCGCUUCAAAUCCCACCCAUGUGUACUAAAGCUGAGCGAUAUAGUUUCGCACUUCAGUUGCUUAGCAUAUGUACCUGAGGAUAUCGGGCAAGAAUGUAUCAUUGCGAAAUCGUUGGACAGGUCUUGGAUCUUGGUUUCAUAG